Molecule: messenger RNA, 3280 nt
Organism: Vespa velutina
Lineage: Eukaryota; Metazoa; Arthropoda; Insecta; Hymenoptera; Vespidae
Product: synaptotagmin-9
Exons: 8
Coding region: 795-2201 (468 amino acids)
Biological process (GO): calcium-ion regulated exocytosis; regulation of calcium ion-dependent exocytosis; regulation of dopamine secretion
Molecular function (GO): clathrin binding; calcium-dependent phospholipid binding; calcium ion binding
Source: RefSeq, a predicted model, not a curated record
AAUAUGAUUAAAACAUAUUUUAAAAAUAUAUCUAUCUAUCUACGUAGAAAUAUACUUUUCACAAUAUGAAUGAAAUUUGAUAUUAUCGAAGUUAAAUUGAAGUUUAAAAUGAAAUAUCAUGUAAUUGAAAUCUAAAACCGAUAAGCACGCGUUUUCAAUAUAUAUUGCUAAGGAUCAUGCGCGUGAAAUAUUCCAUGUAGUGACCUUUAUUACGUCUUGAAUGCACGUACACAGAGGUUUUUUGGUAAGAUUAAAAUCAUGGGAUCAACUGUUGAUUAGAUACGAUCGUUGGAGGAUCUUAUGUGAAGGAACGAUGUGAAAUAAAUUUUUGUAAAAAAAAAAGAAAAAAAAAUCGAAAAAAAGAACCUUAUUCGGCGUCAUUAUUUUGUAGAUACGUAUAAUAGAGGGAGAGAGUAAUUCGAAAAAGGGCGGCCACUUGAUCCAGUGAUUAGAAGUAAGAAUUCUUACCUACUCGCAUAUCGAUCCGCCUGGGCAAGUGAGCAAUGCGACGUCUCUAUAACGUUUGCAGCUUUUCCCAUUAUUUUUCGCCGGCAGCGUAUUGUAUGUGUGCGCGAGAAAAGUACAGAACGAGAUAAAAUCAGUGCUUUUUUCCUUAAGCGAUACGUAGUACGUCCUAUCGUAUACGUUUCAAGGCUACAGGACGCCUUACCGGCACCAUAUGUCUUGUAUUCGUGUACGUAGAUCAGAACGGUCAGAUCAAACUUUUAAUCAACUAUAUAUAUAAGAAUAAUGUAAGGCAAAUGAUAUACGGAUAGAUACAAGAUCGAAUUAAUAUGGACGUUCACGGAGCCGGAGUGGUUGCCGUUUUAGGAACCGUUGGAGCUGCUACUGGAGCAAUUUCAGCGGUGAUCGUUUAUACGAUCUGUACACGACGUCGAAGAUUACCCUUGCUUGCUUCGGGCGUCGGUCCUCUUAAUUGGUUCGAGAAAGAUUUAUUGAAUAGAGCUGAAGAAGCUGCGAGAUCUUCGAAGGACGUUCUAGUUGGAUUAGGAUCGAGCGUAUCUCUUGGUCGUGAUAGUAGAACUCCGAAACACAGUGCUAGCCGUUCCGAUGACGAAGAAUGGCAAUCGGAUCACGUAUUCGAUAGUAUUGCGAGUGAUUCCCCAAGGAAAAUCCGACAUCAUUUAUCCGAAUCCGACGACGUUCCAACGUCACCGUUGAGUCCUCUCGCACCACCUUUACCCGAAGGUACGGUCGUAGCAUCGGAGAAGCGAAUGGUAAUCGUUAAACAUCCUCCUAGAAGCUUAGAUAGUUCUCAUUCGAGACUGAAUAGUCUUGAAAUAGAGUCAGAACCACGGAACAAGCUUUCUUCUUCCUCGUCGACGUGUUCAACGGACGAAUUUAGAGGCGAUUUAGAAAUAGGAUUGAUUCAUGAUGCGUUUGCUGGUAUUCUCACAGUACGCCUUUUAGAGGCUCGUAAUUUACGUGCACGUGAACUCAGUGGAACCGCCGAUCCUUAUGCUAAAAUACGCCUGUUACCUGAUCGAAGUAAUGUCUGGCAAACGAGAAUACAUAGACGUACUUUAAAUCCAGUUUUCGACGAGGACUUCGUAUUUGAAGUAAAUCCAGAAUCGUCCUUGAGCGAUAGAACUCUAGAAGUUCUAUUAUACGAUUUCGAUGCUUUCUCUAGACAUCGUGGCUUGGGUUAUGCACAAUUCCAUUUAUCUACGUUAGUCGAUAUUCUUGGUCUAACGCUACAAACCGUUAGAGUACCGAUAUUGCGUUACGGAGCCGAGGGUGGCUUCAGAGCCCCACCUUUGGGAGAAUUGAUGGUGUCUCUUUCAUAUCAACCAUUAGCGGAGAAAUUGACGGUCAUUGUUGUCAGGGCCAAGAAUCUACCUAUACCCGACGAUUCAUCAAGUUGCAAUCCAUAUGUAAAGGUCAUACUUAUGCAAGAUGGGAAAAGUCUCAAAAAGAAGAAGUCCAGUAUCAAACGGGAAGCGACAAGUCCAGUGUGGAAUGAUAUUCUUAGCUUUGAUGUUCCUAACGAAGUGUUUUCGAAGUGUGCAUUAGAGUUUUCUAUAUUGCGUGCUAACGGUGAGUUAAUUGCAAAAUGCGAAGUUUCCAGCAAAUGUCAAAAGGAACUCUUCCAUCGUGUAUUGUCAGGGAAGGGUGCCUCUGCACAAUGGUUACCAUUGUCCGAGCCGGAAGUUCAUUGUACCGAUGAAUAUAAAGAUUAAGCAUCAAAUAUAACUUGCAGAUCAAUGAUCAUAAGUCUUGUUCUGUCUAGUAAAAAGUACUUGUGAACUUGAAACGAGAAGAUUUAUAAUGAAUUAAAUUGCGUACUAUCUAUUUUUCAUUAAAUAUAAACGUAAGUUCGCAAUACAAAUGAAUACGAAUAUUUUCAAAUAUUAAUUAAAAGACAUAUAUUCGUCGUUACAGAGAAUUAUUUUCGAUAAUAUCCAUAGAUUAAAAAUAUACUGAAGACGCUAAAUACGAUUGCCUUGAUAUAGAUUAUUUUAAGAGUUUUAUUUAAAAUAACUUUUUUUCCGAGUUAUAUAUCAACAAUAUUACAAUAUCAUAACGCACAGUUUUGCUGAUAAAAUGUCGUGCGAAUGAUCUAAAUCGAAGGACUACGAAUCCCAUGCAAUUGUGAUAUAUUAUCCAAAUCAACUGCAUGAAUGCUGAUCUCAUAGAUGUAAUUGUUGGAUCUAUCGAUAGACUGAAACUUCUAUAGUAAUAUAUGGAUUCUUUCUAUAUGUGGCCGAUUGUAAUUGUAGUUCAUACGAUGUACUUUUAAUAUUAGUUUCUGUUCAUGAGAAUUGCAAGAUAUUUUCAAUGUCAAUGAAAGCAGGCUCUUUCAACAAUGAAAAGUCCAAUAAGUGUCUCAUAGUAGCAAAAUCAAAAGUUUAUCAAAAAUGUAUAUCAUACUGAAAAGUGAAAUAUACGGAAUAUAUUAUCUAACUUUUCACAAAGUGACAAAGUCUGAAAUGUUUUCAAAUAUUAUUGGCUGACUAUAAAAAUACAUAUUUUAGAUAAAUAUAUCCACACGUACUUAGGCGUAAACGCAUAUUCGCUACGACUAAGUUAUUAUCAAAAUAACAUCAUGCCUGAUACGUAAAGAUUGUGUCACAUUAGAUUUUUGAUGUACCCAUAGUAUUAUGUCAAGAUAUUCAUACAAAUUGUAAAAUUGUGCUUACCAUUUACUUAUGCUUCCUCUGAUGUGACAAAAAGUACAAAUACUUUUAAUAUUUUUAAUUUUUAAAAUGUUUUAUUCACUGUACAAUAUAACUGUACAUAAAAGAGGAAUGGACCAACA